Chionomys nivalis (European snow vole) is the source of this 2181-nucleotide messenger RNA. RefSeq names its product insulin like growth factor binding protein 1 (gene Igfbp1). Gene Ontology annotation, cellular component: extracellular region. The transcript has 4 exons. Gene Ontology annotation, molecular function: insulin-like growth factor II binding; insulin-like growth factor I binding. Gene Ontology annotation, biological process: regulation of insulin-like growth factor receptor signaling pathway. Lineage: Eukaryota; Metazoa; Chordata; Mammalia; Rodentia; Cricetidae. The record is from RefSeq and is a predicted model, not a curated record. Bases 890 to 1714 code for a protein of 274 amino acids.
UGUCCCAUUUCCAAUUGUCCUUAAAGAUGUCUGAAUUUCCCUUAUAAUUUAAAAGGAUGAAACAUAGCGAAGAAGAGAAAGCUGCCAUACUUGAUCACUGACAAGCAUCUCAUCCAAGCUACAAUGUCAGACUGUUAGAGAUAGCGUGGGUCUGACUCCACAGCCACACAGAACAGGUUGCUAAGGCCCUGGAUCUUUUUCCUCGUUGGAGGGCCGUUGUACUUUUGCAGCCAUGAUAGCGUCCUGAGGUGAACUAAGGAUUUCUUUCCUUGCUGGCUUGGGGCUUCCCUGGGAGGCAGGAGAAACAAUUGUGGGCUUUGUCACAGAGAACUCCAUUUCUGUCCCUCCCUUUGAGGCCUGAAGCCCUCUUGGCCUAACCUGUCGUUCCUCAGUCUUUUAGGCUUUCAUUGGGUCCCCUUGAAGAGCCUGUCGGCUAGGUCUUUGAUGCCCCUUGAGCAAAAACAAGUGCCCUCCCCCAUCCGGCAACCCGUUUGCUGUCAGAAUUGGACUUUAGCUACGGUCCUAGGUCAUCACAACAGGACAAACAUAGUAAGAAACCUGAUCCCUUUGCCCCCCUUCCACCCACAGUUUGCGCAGAGCUCACAGCCAAACAAACUUAUUUUGAACACUGGGAUCCUAGCACGCUGCCCUGAUAAUCAUUAACGUGUGCCCUCGAGCCAGCCCUUCAUAAGGCUCUGGGUACAACCAGCCAGCAUCGUCCACUGCCCGCCACCACACACUCAGCGAGCACUGAACACCGCGUACGGCCAUCUGCCCAGAGAGCUGUGACCACCGGCUGUUACUACCACUUACCCAGAGAGUUGUGAGCACCGGCGCCACUGCUGUCUACCUAGAGGCUCUCAUCCACUGCCUGCUGCACUGGGCUGCGAUGCCUGAGUUCCUAGCUGUUGCUUCUUGGCGGUUCCUGAUCCUUCUAGCCUUCCAGGCUGGCGUGACCACCGGAGUCCCCCAGCCGUGGCGUUGUGCGCCCUGCACUGCUGAGAAGCUGGGCCUCUGUCCACCCGUGCCUGCUUCGUGCCCUGAGAUUUCCAGGCCUGCAGGCUGUGGCUGCUGCCCGACAUGUGCCUUGCCACUGGGCGCCGCUUGCGGUGUGGCCACUGCACGCUGUGCCCAGGGACUCAGCUGCCGUGCACUGCCGGGGGAGCCUCGUCCCCUGCAUGCCCUCACCCGUGGCCAGGGAGCCUGUGUACCAGAGCCCGCUGUACCCUCCACAAGAACCUUGUCCAGCACUGAGCGCAAAGACAAAGAAGCAAAGACUGCUGUGGCCCCUGAGGAUGAGGUUCCCGAGAGCCCAGAGAUGACCGAGGAGCAGCUGUUGGAAAGCUUCCACUUGAUGGCCCCCUCCAGUGAGGACCGGCCCAUCCUGUGGAAUGCCAUCAGCACCUACAACAGCAUACGGGCCCGACAGAUCGCCGACCUCAAGAAAUGGAAGGAGCCCUGCCAACGAGAGCUCUAUAAAGUGCUGGAGAGAUUAGCUGCAGCUCAACAGAAAGCAGGAGAUGAAAUCUACAAAUUUUAUCUGCCAAACUGCAACAAGAAUGGAUUUUAUCACAGCAAACAGUGUGAGACAUCACUGGAUGGAGAAGUGGGUCUCUGCUGGUGUGUCUAUCCGUGGAGUGGGAAGAAGAUCCCUGGGUCUCUGGAGAUCAGAGGGGACCCCAACUGCCACCAGUAUUUCAAUGUACAUAACUGAAGACUUCCACACACGCUCUCUCACACAAGAUAUUUAAGUAUAUAGUAUAUUUAUAGUCCGGAGCACACCAUUUUAUAUAUGUGUAUAUGUAUAUAACCAGGAACUACUUUUUAUACUCCACAUACUGCUUGAUAUAUAAAGUUGGUUCAUAUUUAUUCACUGUAACUUUAUGUUUUUCUACACAGUUACUUGUGCUAUAUUAAUUUAUAUACCAUGAAGCGCUUCUCAUCACCGUAUAUGUAAAUAUUGUGUCUCAGCUCUUCCACAGUCCAUUCUUCUGUUUUGAAAGGGCAGCGUGCUACUGCCUAGAACAUGCACAAGUCAGUCUGAGGUAGGGCCUUCUCCAGUGGUCUUAAGGAGGGGAGUCCGCCAGCGAUCUGCUCUCUGCAGCCACGGAUCUGGGUCUGAUGCCCGUUUGUCGGGGCAAGUUGAGAUGUUGACUAUGUAAUCAAAGCUAAGUGUGGAAA